Messenger RNA from Harmonia axyridis, 1031 nucleotides. RefSeq lists its product as uncharacterized. The record is from RefSeq and is a predicted model, not a curated record. Bases 377 to 889 code for a protein of 170 amino acids. Gene Ontology annotation, biological process: regulation of microtubule polymerization or depolymerization. The transcript is spliced from 4 exons. NCBI's taxonomy places the organism in Eukaryota, Metazoa, Arthropoda, Insecta, Coleoptera, Coccinellidae.
CGUGUUAUCAUAUGGCGAUUUUACGGCCAAAUCGGCCGAGUUAACGCCGCGACGGCCCGACGCUACGCGUCCUUUUGGCGUUCGCCAAGCGUUGCACGACGUUAGGUCGACCUGAGUUAGAUAAUGAAGCGGCAAUUCGAUUAAUUGUCCGCAGAUGCAUAUCGUCGAUGUUAUUUUUUAGAGGAUGGUCGAGAGAACCGCGGACUGAGCGUAACUCGAGCUCCCGCUACACGUCGAGUACUUCAAGAUCCCGAGGUCAACAGACAGAUAUCUUCGCAUGAUCGAUCAGCCGAGAAUAAUCCUUAGAAACAUUGAACUCGCUACAAUUUCACUUGACUUUUGAACAAGUUCCUUCACAUCAAUCAAAUAACAGACUAUGGGCUGUAACGCAUCGAAAAACGUGACUGUUGAGCAUUUGGAUGGAGGAGAGAAUGGUGACGUUCCUCAAAAAACCACCACGGAGUCCAAUGGAAGCGCUGACCGAAGGCAAUCAAUCCCAAUGAGCCCAAAAGAUAUUCCUCCCAUAGAAAGUGAAGAACCACCAGAAGAUAUGCUCGAAACACCUGUAGUAAAUAAUAUGCAGAAAAAAGAUAGUGGUUUGGCCUUCGAACUUGCUUUCGAGGAGGAUAAUGAGGAAAGUAUUAUAAAGAAGCACCCACCUAAACGCUUCCAGUUAAUAGAAAGCCAACAAACAAGUCCUGUCACUCUAGAGAAACUGCAGGAAAAGCUCGAAGAAGCUGAACUCAGAAGGCAGCAGAUUUUAUCACAACGUGUGCAAUCUGCCAAGCAGAGGAAUGCUGUAAGGAAACAACCUUCAGAAGUUUCCAUGAACGAAGACGCUGAUCAUUCAAACGAUGCUCCUGUUGACGCUGAGAACAAUCAUCAGUGAUAAAUAAAAUGAAAUUAUUAUUUACGCAACAGUGAAAUUUUCUUCAAGUUGUUUUUCGCACAAAAUUUCCAUUUAUUUGGUGUGAUAUACAAAUAAAAUUAUUUGUAAAAGGUAAUAUAUUUUAUUAGGGUUCAACUAAUAU